AUGGCGUUCCACUUCUGGUGUAGUGUGUUCUUCGGAGUGUGGAGUUCCUGCCGGGCCUUCAAUAUUGAUGCAGGGUUUACGUGCAGGGCAUCCAGCAAUGAAUAUGCCUGCGCUUUUGCGCUUGACCGCAACCUAACUUCAGCAUGGGCAUCAGACGGCCGAGCACCACAGUGGUUGGAAGCACGAAUAGCAGACGGAAGCUAUGCAACGCUGGGAUCGUAUGCUGUGACCGCUGUGCUGGGCCGUGCAGACCUGGCACCAACAGCUUGGCGCCUGGAAGGGGUCGAACCAGGCACGCCCACGCAGCGCCAGAUCCUGGACGAGGUGCAUGACAAGGUGUGGCAAGAAGGUACAACUCACAUCAGGGACCUUGGAGGCUUCAGCUCUUGGAGAAGCUACAUGCUGACCAUGUUGGCUGGCACUGGUACACAGGUGGCCAUUGCAGAGCUGCAACUGAUGCCAAAGAUGGGCUACGCUUUCGAAAUCUCUCACUGGACAACAUGCUCUGCGACAUGUGGUGGCGGCUCGCAGCAGAGGACAGUGGUUUGCAAAGGAGAUGACGGAGUGAGUUACAGUGACAAUCGCUGUACAACCGGAGAACCUCCAGCAAGGUCGCGUGCGUGUGGAACUUCAAUUUGCGCUUGUCAGGGGGGUGCGGCUUGCAGUGCCGCCAGCUGCAGCACUUCCAGCGCGGCAACAGCAGAUCUAGGCUGCGGCGUGCUCCUGGAUGGGGCCACGCUCACAGCAUGGACGUCAGCUGGCCCAGCCCCUCAGUGGCUCUCACUCGAUUUGGGCAAGGUCAGACAGCUGGAAGCCUUCUCGCUGACAGCUGGUGAGUGCACCAUCUGUACAUCCUUGCAGGGUCCAUCAAUGAUAUCUCUGGAUGCAACCAGUUCUGGGACUGGGAACACUGGAUGGCUCGAGCUGCGCCCUGCGUUCAGUGUGGGUGCGGUUUGGUCAUCAGGAGAGACACGCAGGUGGAAUCUCCCUGAGGGGACAAGCUCCUUCCGGUUCUGGCGUUUCAAUUUCUUGGAAACAUUUGGGGGCAGCUCAUACCCCGUACACGUGGCUGAGGUUGGUUUGUUUGCGCCUCCGAGCACCUACCGGCUUGUCAUUGGUAGUUGGGGCAGCUGUGAGCCAGUUGGUGGCUCCGGUGCUUGUGGCCUCGGAGUCAGUAGGCGUGUAAUCACCUGCUUCGAUGAUGAGGACUACCCCCAACAACUGGAGCUAUGUGAGAAUGGACUGGAGACCCCAACACAACAGGGAUGCACCGUGGACUGUCCAGAGCUUGUGGUGUCCAAAGUCUACGGGCAUCCGAACUUCUUUGGGAUUCUGAGGGUGGAGCUGACAUCGCAGUGGAUGGCGAGAGUCCGCUGUGCUGCUUUCAAGGCACCGCUGGGGUCAUGGGAUCCAAGCUCUGCUGAUUUGGAUGUAGCCUUGCAUGCGGGUAUUGGGACGUCAGAUGCAAGCAAUGGGACGGCGGAUGUGGAGGGCAUCCAGGUCUAUGACUUUGCUGGUGAGGAGUUCGAGGUUCGAUGCAAAGUGGUGGGAGGCGAGCAGAUCUUCGGUAAAGGUCGCCGAGCAGUUCUGCGCCCAGUUCCCAGCUUGAUGGGAUGCUACGCGGAUCGCCCAGCCGAUCCAGAUUUGCCGGAAGAGCGUGGCAACCACGCUCAGGUGUCAUGUGCCGAUGCCUGUUUUGGGUUCCGCUUUUUCGGGCUUCAGUUGCGAGGGAAGUGUGGCUGCGGAAACGAGUAUGGUCAGUAUGGUGAACAGAGGCCAAACUUCUCCGCUGGAAUUCCAGGCUGCGAUUGCAAUGGUCCUUAUUUCGCAUAUCACGCCAAUUGCGUUUGGGAACAAACAAGCGGUCGAUUCGGUGAAGAAACGAUGUUGCCUUUGCGGACGCAGUCUGUUACGACCACAUCUGCCGAGAUGCUAGUACCCGCGGACAGGAAUACUCGCCUUCGCUGCAAUGUCACCGCUGAGACCACCAGCACAGCUCCGCAAACCUCGGCCGUCUGCACUAGCACAGGCUGCACCCUGUCCAUGACAAAUCUGUCACCGUCAACAACUUACACGGUGUCAUGCGAAGCUGAAGCAGAUGCACGGCACCGAAGCAAGCGGCUGGCCACGCUGUUGAUCCGAACACAGGAUCCAGACAUCCCACCUGCAACACCGGCGCCUACGCGAUCACCGCUUGAUCUCUCUGAGCCCGAGUAUGUCCUAGAGAGCACAGCAGCUCCCAUACACCGCACCGCGCAUGGAAACCCUCCCUGGGCUUGGUUGCCAUUAGCAGGUGUUGCCUUGGCAUGCUUCUCGCUCUUUCCUGCAGUUCAGUGUUGCGGUAGUGGGAAGCGCGGAGCUGUGCUUCAAUCUCUGGAACUUCCGCAUACAUUUUGGCUGGUUUGGGAAUUGCUAUUGGUAGCAGAUAUUGCACUGGGGGCUUUGUUUCUGCUCGAUCUGUUGAACGGUCGUCACGAGCUCGAAGCGCCUUUUUGGGAUGAGCUUAGCCUAUGUCAAGCUGCUGUCCUGACAUAUCAGGCCUCAAUUCAUGGCCUUUCGUUCUUGUUCUUUGGAUUCCUUCCUUCUGCAAUGCGUUGCCUUGCUCAUGAGCUGGGGAGAGAUCGUCCAGGGCACAACUGGACCCUUCUUCGGCACAAGGGAAGGCAACACCGUGGCACAGUCAAGGCCCAGAAGUCUGCUUUGCCACCUGAGCUGGAUGCGGAGCAAAAUCCAUCAGCUCUACACUAUCUUCCACCAGCAUCGAUGCUGGCUGUCUGCAGGGCUAGCGAUCAUGAUAUGCAAAUGGUCGUGCCCAAAAAGCUGUCCAUCAACAGCGUCCACUUGUUCGCCAGUGCGGUGCAAGCAGCCUGCGCGGCUUUCUAUUCAUCUCGUUCCUGGCCAAUGCAAGCCUCCCUAGGAGCAAGCAUUGCCUGCUUAUGUACUUUUCUAGGAAUGGGCGUCUUCGCGUCCUUAGCACUGGUGCGUGUGCAUCUGGUCAAAAAAGAGGGCCUUGUACAGCUGGAUGUCAGGGAAGCACAGGCUUCCCAACGCUUUGUGGCAGCUGGCAAAUCUGCAGCGCUGCCACCGAGAGUUGGCCUGCAGGGGCCAAGAGGUGCCAGGCCCCUGGGCAAAGCCCAAGUCCAUGGCAGAACCUGA
Molecule: messenger RNA, 3156 nt
Organism: Symbiodinium pilosum
Lineage: Eukaryota; Dinophyceae; Suessiales; Symbiodiniaceae
Source: the annotation of a GenBank genome assembly